CGACAAUCGAGAUGUUGCCGGCAGCAAGCUCGUCAAAAAGUUUUGGUGGAGACUCACGGGCACUGGGCACUAGGCCCAAACGAGAUAGGGCAGUGCGGUCAUUCGCAAGACUCUCAGGGCCUCUCCCGGGCAGUCGACCCGCUUCUGAGCGCAGUUUAGACCAUCCCGACCAAGCUGCCCUCCACAUUCACUACAGACUCCCUCAUGAGAGUCGCUGUCCCGCGUUUGCUUCCCGACGUAUACAAACAUCCCAGACCUGCCACCCAGUCGCUCCUGCCACAGACAUCUCCACACGCACCCUCGACGCCCGCGUCCUUGACCCCAGCAGCACCGUUUUUGACCACUCACCGGAUCCAGCGCCCUCCACCUCCCACAACGCCCAUAGAGCAUCGCAGGCGCCUACAGUAUUCUUUGCAACUCGUUUUCGGGACAUUGGUCACGAGUUGAGGCAGUCUUCGGCGUGGGCGCACUAUGAGCGCGCCCGAACAGACCAGACGGAGCACCUCGAGAACAGCUCCCGGCACCGCUGAGGAAGUCGCGCAGACUCAAAGUGCAAUUCCAACGCCCACGAUAGAAUUACCUGACCCCGCCUCUGCAACCUCUCCUCCCGACCACCCUGCGCCAGCCCAGGUGCCAACAGCAGCUGCCGAAGAUCCUACUGCAGUCGCUGCCGCGAUGCUGUCUACCAUGGCAGCUCCGACUACAGUGCUCACAGAAUCGCUGCCCACCGAACAAGCCCCUAAUGGCUUCGACGACAUCGCCGACAACGGCUCUAGCAGCUUGAGCGAGCUCGGAGACGCAUCAGACGACCAGUCAGAACCCACACAACGGCCGAGCGCAGUAGCAGACAUGGACGAAGAUGAUUCAGAGGCUGAGACUGAGCGACUGCACAACACGCCUCGAAAGCUCGCGCGCACUGCUACAGAGACGUCAUUACUCUCCGAGCCCAUCUACACAAGAACUCCAAGCAAGCUCGCGCAUUCCAAAACCAUCGAGCACGAUGAUUCUGCUCCACCCACACCCACUGCCAUUACAGACGACGCAACCAUGGGCGAAGCACCCACAACCGAGAACCCUCUGCAUUCUCUCUCGCUCAUCGCAGCAUCCGAGGCGGCGAAUCUCGAGCAUGUCGGCAUGAAAAGGAAGCGUGCCAGUGCUGAGAGAAGUCCUGUGGAUGAGCGUGAAGAGGAGCCAUCACGGAAGCGAAGCAUAAACGCGAAGGGCUCGGCGCUUGAUGGUCUGGCUGAUGCUGCAGCGGACCGACAGGGCCAGAUGGACGCAGACGAAGAGCUCGAGAACGCUGAAGAGAACCUAUCGGCCCUCGCACGAGAAGAACUAGAACUCGAAGAGCGACAAGCCAAUAUCGCAGCACAGACUGUCAGUGAGAUGGCCACCGUCGCGAAACACACUAAACCAAGGAAAGGCGGCAGGAGGGGGAAAAGAAAGAUGGAGGAUCCUAGCUAUGCCUACGCCGAGACGUUCGCAGCUGCUGAAGCACACGAGGCUGAAGCUGAGGGCGAGCAUGACGACGAGGAUAGCGCGGUGCUUGACGAGGAGGUGACCAAGAAAAAGCAGGCUAUCGAUGAACUUGCAAAGAUCGAGAAGAAGUUCAAGCUUUUCCGAGAGAAGUUAUGCGACGAGCAGAUAGCGCAACUCGAGAGGGAGCUAGAAAUGCUCAAGCAGCCGAAUUGCGUUCACCCCGAGUAUGUUGCCAUGAUCAAGUGCAUAGACGAUCGACGCGCCGACAAGAUCGCGUACGAGACGAGGCUCCUGGAAUACAAGCAGAAGAAUCUUGAGAUAAUCACAGCAGCAGAGCGGCACCAAAUGCACAGUCAAUACUUCCAGACUGUGCGACAUAUUCGCGAGGAGAUUCUCGAGGAGUGCAACCAGCGAGUAUUCGAAUUGCAACGCGGACGACGCCAGCUUGGUUGCGACGAGACUGAAUACAUGGUACGACUACCUGAGAAGCGGUCUGACCAGAUCAGGCACCAAACAGCGUACAAUUUGGAGGUCUCUGUCCUGUCGGGUGUCGCCAAGUACGUAGGGUUCCCAGCAGCACCAGACAUCAGUGCUGCGCGGCCAACAGAGAUUGACGAAGAUCUUCGAGCAAUGAAGAUUGCAACGCGUGCUCCAGCACCGCCUCCCUCGUUUCGUACCUAUAAUAGAACGACAACAGCAGACGAGGCAGCUGCAGAAGAGCAAUUCUUAGAAAGUACGCCAUGGGCCAAUCCACGACAUCCUUCACACCAAGAAAGUCGGUACCCUCCAGGACCGUCCCGCGUACCCAGCUACCAAACACCAGCCGGUCAGCGUCGCAUGGUCGAUCUCUCAGCUCCCAAUGGCUCUGCCUCCACCAUCGAAGCGAACUCGAACCCCCCUUCCUCGAACGCUCACAACGCAAACGGUCUACUAGGGGAAGCAGAAUCACCAGUCCUACACAUGAAGCGCGCACCGAUCGAUCAUGCAGCCUAUGCAGAGACACCUGGCUCCGACCCUCGCAACAAUAUGGGUGUUCUGAGUAGAGAAACAUAUGGUAUGAUGUCAAGUCCUGCGGCGCAGCACAUGGAUAUACCGCAAGGACAAGGUGGACAACGUUGGGGUAGCAGCAUGCGGCCCAUCAAUGCAGAGCCCAACGUUGCGCCAGGUCUACCAGGUGCUGGCCAACCAGAUGCAGCGCGCGCAUCAUUGACACAACGCAGUGGCCUCGGUACUGUCAGUGUUGGCAACGGCUUGUUUGGACGGUAAUCCGUUCAAGGCACGCUGACUAUUGUUCUCGAUAUUUGUUUUAUUAUCUAUUAUGUCUUCAUUCCAGUACCAUUGGGCGGCGUUUGUUGCGUUAGACUUGGUUUUGCAUCCACAGCGGGCUGGCAAGGUAACAUGAGCAUGAUAUGACGGGAGGUAUAAUGCCUUGGCGUUGCCGCGGGAAGUCAUCUCCGCUUUCAUGUUUACCUCCCAUGGAGAUUAUGCAUUCUGUUUGGUUUAAGUUCAGGUUCAGGCUCGGGUUCAGGUUCACACUUUCGACCCUUUGAGAGCGGACUGAGGACUUAGGGAUUAGGGAAUGAUGGAGAUGAUACCUUUUGAUAUCUGCGAUGAGCGAAUCAAUGACAUUCCGAU
Alternaria alternata is the source of this 3114-nucleotide messenger RNA. RefSeq lists its product as hypothetical. NCBI's taxonomy places the organism in Eukaryota, Fungi, Ascomycota, Dothideomycetes, Pleosporales, Pleosporaceae. Gene Ontology annotation, molecular function: histone deacetylase binding. The record is from RefSeq and is a predicted model, not a curated record. Gene Ontology annotation, cellular component: Sin3-type complex. Gene Ontology annotation, biological process: negative regulation of transcription by RNA polymerase II. Bases 472 to 2745 code for a protein of 757 amino acids. The transcript is spliced from 4 exons.